Messenger RNA from Parastagonospora nodorum SN15, 543 nucleotides. RefSeq lists its product as hypothetical. Gene Ontology annotation, molecular function: transcription coactivator activity; DNA binding. The record is from RefSeq and is a predicted model, not a curated record. Gene Ontology annotation, cellular component: transcription regulator complex; nucleus. Gene Ontology annotation, biological process: positive regulation of transcription initiation by RNA polymerase II. Bases 1 to 543 code for a protein of 180 amino acids. The transcript is spliced from 3 exons. NCBI's taxonomy places the organism in Eukaryota, Fungi, Ascomycota, Dothideomycetes, Pleosporales, Phaeosphaeriaceae.
AUGGCUGGUUUCAAGCGCGGUGGAUCUCGCGGGGGCGGGAGUGCGUACAAGAAAGGCUUCACGAAGAAACGCGCUGCGCCGGACGACGAUGAAAGCGCACCACGCACAGGCAAGAAGUCCAAGGGUGACGAGGAGGAUGAAGAAGACGACGCAACUCCGGUCGUACCAGAACUCAAAACAAAUGACGAUGGCGAAAAAUUUGUUGGCCUAAGUGCAGGCGGCAAGCGACGCAUCACCAUUCGCGAAUUCAAGAACACUCUACUAUUAGACGUUCGCGAGUACUGGACAAACGACGCCGGAGAGCUGAAGCCCGGAAAGAAGGGCAUCUCGCUGAAUCUCGACCAAUACAACACGCUUGUUGCCGCUCUACCUUUGAUUGAGGUAGCCCUUGCCGAGAAGAAGGCAACCGCUGCAAGGCCGGAUUACGAUGCUGCACCGCCAGCCACUACUACAUCGAAGGACGAGGCUGAAGACGAACCCCUAGACGCAUCGGCCGACGAGGUCGACAAGGUCGACGAAGAGGAGGGAUCGGGUUCGGAGUGA